This is a messenger RNA of Blastomyces dermatitidis ER-3, 495 nucleotides long. RefSeq lists its product as uncharacterized. Lineage: Eukaryota; Fungi; Ascomycota; Eurotiomycetes; Onygenales; Ajellomycetaceae. The transcript has a single exon. The record is from RefSeq and is a predicted model, not a curated record. The coding region runs from base 117 to 440 and encodes 107 amino acids.
GCUGCAGCGUGGAAGAAUACAGAAAUAGAUACACAGAUAUAUAUAUAUCCUACAGGAGGGUAUUAUUCGCUAUGAACGUUUUGAUAUGUGGUUGAACACAGAAAGAACUAUUUCACAUGCGACAGCCGACCUGUGGAGACAAACCGCUGCUGCUUGGCUCUGCCCGCCCCCAAACACGGGUGCUAUGGGCGGAGUCGAGGUUCCCAAAUAUUAAUAGGCCUCUGGAUGGAUGUCAUGCAUAUGGGCCAAGCGCAUCAGAACGAAUUUUUUUCGGCUCCACUGUCUUGUCCUCAAGGGCGCUGCCAAUCCACAAGGACAAUGAAGCAGAAAAAUCUUACACGUGGCAAGAUGGCAUUUCUUCUCUACAUCUUGUAUUUACUUUUUCGCUGUGCCGAAAAGAUCAGGAAAUACAAACUCAAGCUUGUGGGAGUUGUAUUUAAACGAACAGAUUUAAAACGAACAGAACAGCGAACACUAAAAUAUUCAGGGGUAACU